Aspergillus caelatus is the source of this 987-nucleotide messenger RNA. RefSeq names its product GID4/VID24 family protein. The transcript has 4 exons. The record is from RefSeq and is a predicted model, not a curated record. Gene Ontology annotation, cellular component: extrinsic component of membrane; GID complex. Gene Ontology annotation, biological process: negative regulation of gluconeogenesis; protein targeting to vacuole; proteasome-mediated ubiquitin-dependent protein catabolic process. Lineage: Eukaryota; Fungi; Ascomycota; Eurotiomycetes; Eurotiales; Aspergillaceae. The coding region runs from base 1 to 987 and encodes 328 amino acids.
AUGCCGACCCCGAGUGACAACACACCAAGCCUGAAUGCCACAUCGAUCGCUGAAGAAAUCUCCACUCGGACAACAUGUCCGCCUGAAAUAGAGAGGCUGUCGUCCUGGCGAGACUCACCUGAAUCUACCGUGGCGGAAAGCGAUGCUCCCGAUAAUGCCCUCUCCCCCACCAUUACGUCGGCGCAGUCCGUGCUGACUCGGUCGGAUGAUGCUACAACUCGUUCAAACCCAGAUGCAUUAAAAGCCAGUGCUGUGCCUGGAACCUCUGCCAAGAGUAUGGAAAAGUCCGACGAAGAUGCUGCUGCGGGAAGAUUGAGCCCUGCUGGGGAAUCGCCACGCUCCUCCAACCAGUCUUCUGUUACUACACCUUCCACUAGUGCACUUUUGAAUUAUGAAUUCUCAAAUAUACGGCUUCUGCCUAAUUACACAUCGUCCUUUUUGCGACCCGGAAGUAAAUUCACCGGCACGCAGCAGUCAGACCGUCAGAUAUACAAUGUCGAUGUAGAGAUAAAGCAUGUUGAUAUGGUUGAAUCAUAUCUUUGUGGAUAUCUUAGAAUUCAAGGUCUCACGGAGGAUCAUCCCACCCUUACUACAUUUUUCGAAGGAGAGAUUAUUGGAACAAAACAUACAUUCAAGACUAGAAAUGAAGCAUGGGGCGCUACAGAGAAGACUGAUAUGCAUCACUGGGCGAGAUUCCCAGCUUGGAGGCCGUUAGCUAAGCAGGCGAAAAGACCGGACUUCACAUACCGCAAUUUCGCCCAACGCGAGCAUAUCUUCAUGCGAUGGAAGGAGUAUUUCCUUGUGCCCGACCACCGUGUAAGGACAAUCUCAGGUGCAAGCUUCGAAGGCUUUUACUACAUCUGCUUCAACCAAGUGGAAGGUACCGUGACUGGUAUAUACUUCCAUGCAAAGAGCGAGAAGUACCAGCAGCUGGAGCUCAAACACGUUCCGGAUCACGGCUGCACCCCUGCUAUCGAAUUUCGUUGA